AUGGUGGCUCCCGAUUCCGAGGCUCCUUCGACUCCUCGGAUAGCGGGUGCCGCGCGCGAAAGCCCCUCUGCUGCCGAAGUGCGCCACACCACUGACCUAUACAUCCGCACUAGUUGGGUGGAUGCCGCUCUAGCACUCUCAGAACUCGAAAAGGGCAACAUCGAAGGAGGUCGGACGUCACUGUGGAUUAGAGCGUGGCUGCAAGAGCAGCUGUUCGUGUUGGGCUGCUUCCUGCAAGGUGACGCCGGCAAAGUACUGUUUGUGGCAGUACUGGUGCUGUCCACCUUUUGUGUUGGCCUCAAGUCUGCGCAAAUACAUUCACGCGUUGACCAACUCUGGGUUCAGGAGGGUGGGAGAUUAGAGGCUGAAUUGAAGUACACCGCAAAAGCGUUGGGUGAAGCUGACUUCUCGACGCAUCAGCUUAUUAUUCAGACUGCUAAAGAUCCUGACGCUUCUCUACUUCAUGUCGGGGCGCUGCUUGAUCACCUAAAGGUUGUUCACGCAGCGACCCGAGUCACGGUUCAUAUGUAUGAUCUGGAGUGGCGAUUGAAAGACCUCUGCUAUAGUCCUAGUACACCGGACUUCGAAGCUGAACACAUUGAAAAUAUAUUUGAUAGUAUAGUCCCUUGCGCUAUCACCACACCGUUAGACUGCUUUUGGGAAGGAUCCAAGCUGCUUGGACCGGAUAAUCCGAUUUACGUACCUUUAUUAAAAGAUAAGCUACAAUGGACUCAGUUGAAUCCACAAGAUAUAUUAGAAGAAGUGAAGCCCUUGAAGAUACAGUUCCCAUGGAGAACGAUGGAAGCAUACAUGAAACGAGCUGGCAUCACAACUGCUUACAUGAAGAAGCCGUGCCUGGAUCCCACCGACCCUCAAUGCCCAGCCACGGCACCCAACCAAAAAUCCGGGCAUGUACCGGAUGUAGCUGCCGAAUUGUCCCACGGGUGUUACGGAUUUGCUGCAGCUUAUAUGCACUGGCCAGAACAGCUGAUAGUGGGCGGAGCGACCAGGAACUCGACGUCAGUGCUACGCAGUGCGAAGGCUCUGCAGACGGUAGUUCAGUUGAUGGGCGAACGCGAGAUGUACGAGUACUGGUCCGAUCAUUACAAGGUGCACCAUGUCGGCUGGAAUCAAGAGAAAGCAGCAGCUGUUUUGGACGCCUGGCAGAGGAAGUUUGCAUCUGAGGUACGGAAAAUGACUACAUCGGAGGCAGUGUCACCUUCAUAUAGUUUCUACCCUUUCUCAACUUCAACCCUCAAUGAUAUACUUGGAAAAUUUUCUGAACUUUCCCUCAAAAAUAUUAUUUUAGGCUACAUGUUUAUGUUAAUUUAUGUUGCCGUUACUUUGAUGCAAUGGAAAGACCCAGUUCGUUCACAAGCCGGAGUCGGUAUCGCCGGCGUACUACUUUUGUCUAUCACAGUAGCAGCUGGAUUGGGUUUUUGUGCUUUGUUAGGUAUUCCAUUUAACGCAUCAAGCACGCAAAUCGUGCCGUUCCUAGCACUGGGGUUGGGCGUCCAAGAUAUGUUCCUUCUUACUCAUACAUAUGUGGAGCAGUCAGGAGAUGUCCCAAGAGAAGAGCGCACAGGCCUAGUCUUAAAGAAAAGCGGUCUAAGCGUUUUAUUGGCGUCAUUGUGUAACGUUAUGGUAUUUCUUGCUGCCGCGCUCAUGCCCAUUCCAGCUUUGAGGGUAUUUUGUCUCCAGGCUGCUAUCCUUCUUCUCUUCAAUCUGGGGUCAAUGUUACUGGUUUUUCCGGCAAUGAUCUCUUUGGACCUUCGGCGAAGAUCAGCGGCGCGAGCAGAUUUAUUGUGUUGCCUUCUUCCUGACAGUCCUCACACAGUUAAAUCUAAGAAAUUUUCUGAAAGAUCUAGACACCGCAACGAUAAAAGCAAUAAGAGUCAUUGGAAAGAUACCACACGACAACCUUUAGAUCCAGAUGAUGGCGGCAAUAUUGAAAAAACUUGUUGUCUCAGUAUUUCAUUAACAAAAUGGGCCAAAAAUCAUUAUUCUCCGUUCAUUAUGCGCCCUUCUGUAAAGGUUACGUCCAUGCUAGCAUUGAUAGCGCUCAUAUUGGCAAGCGUCUGGGGUGCUACGAAAGUAAAGGAUGGUUUAGAUCUCACGGAUAUUGUGCCUGAAAAUACCGACGAACACGAAUUCCUGUCAAGGCAAGAGAAAUAUUUUGGUUUCUACAGUAUGUAUGCAGUAACACAAGGAGAUUUUGAAUAUCCAACAAACCAAAAAUUACUCUACGAAUAUCACGAACAAUUUGUUAGAAUACCAAACAUAAUAAAGAACGAUAACGGUGGCUUGACAAAAUUCUGGCUGAGCUUAUUCCGUGAUUGGUUACUGGACUUGCAAGCAGCUUACGACAAAGAAGUUGAAAGUGGAUGUAUAACAAAAGAAUAUUGGUGCAAAAAUGCAAGCGACGAGGGUAUAUUAGGCUACAAACUUAUGGUGCAGACAGGACAUGUAGACAAUCCCAUCGACAAGUCACUAGUAACUAUAGAUACCAAAAAUGGUCAUAGAUUGGUUGAUAAAGAUGGUAUUAUAAAUCCGAGAGCGUUUUACAAUUACUUAUCAGCUUGGGCAACAAAUGAUGCCUUAGCGUAUGGUGCAUCUCAAGGAAAUUUAAAGCCCCAGCCUAAAACUUGGAUACAUUCACCAUCAGACACCGAUUUGAAGAUACCGAAAUCAUCGCCACUGAUUUAUGCACAGAUCCCGUUCUACUUAUCAGGUCUUAGUGAUACGGAAAGCAUUAAACAACUGAUAAUGUCAGUUAGAGAGCUGUGCCUGAAAUUCGAAGCGAAGGGAUUGUCUAAUUUCCCGUCUGGAAUUCCUUUCCUGUUUUGGGAGCAGUAUUUGUACCUUAGGACAUCACUGCUCCUAGCCUUGGCUUGCGCUUUGGCUGCUGUGUUUGUGACAGUAAUGGUUUUGUUGUUAAAUGCAUGGGCUGCCGUGUUAGUGACACUAGCGUUGGGCACUCUUGUACUGCAGUUAUUGGGUACAAUGGCUCUGUUGGACGUAAAAUUGUCUGCAGUGCCAGCAGUACUCUUGGUUUUGGCAAUCGGACGAGGAGUACAUUUCACCGUUCAUUUAUGCUUGGCGUUUGUAACGUCAAUAGGCAGUAAGCCACGGCGUGCUUCAAUAGCUCUAGAGUCGGUCCUAGCGCCGGUGGUACAUGGGGCGCUGGCUGCCGCGCUGGCAGCCUCCAUGCUCGCAACCAGCGAAUUUGGGUUCGUCGCCAGACUAUUCCUGAGACUACUCCUCGCGUUGGUCUUACUUGGUCUACUGGAUGGGCUUCUGUUCUUCCCGAUUAUAUUGGCUUUACUUGGUCCGGCUGCUGAGGUCCGGCCGUUAGAACAUCCUGAGCGGCUAUCGACCCCAUCGCCUAAAUGUUCGCCUCUACCUCCUCGGAAGUCAAGUUCAUCUAAAGACAGCGGCGACAAAUCGAGCCGGAACAAAUCAGCACCUCGUCCUUGCGCGCCUUCUCUCACGACUAUCACAGAAGAACCGCCGAGUUGGCACAGCUCAGCCUCCUCUGUGCAGUCGUCCAUGCAGUCCAUUAUGGUGCAACCAGAGGUGGUGGUGGAAACUACUACGUACAACGGCAGUGAUUCCACCUCUGGACGAUCUACGCCGACUUCGAAGCCGCAUCCAGGAGCUAUCACUACGAAGGUAACCGCAACGGCGAACAUAAAAGUGGAAGUAGUGACACCUGGCGACAGAAAAUCGCGACGGUCAUAUCAUUACUAUGAUCGACGGCGCGAUCGGGACGACGACCGAGAACGGGAUCGCGAUCGGGAACGGGAAAGGGACCGGGACCGAGACAGAGACAGAGAGCGAGAUCGCGAACGAGACCGGGACCGAGACCGGGACAGAGAUAGAGUAGACAGAGACCGUGAAAGAGACAGGGAGAGAUCGAGAGAUCGUCGGGAGCGAUAUAGGGACGAGAGAGACCACCGUGCCUCACCCAGGGAAAACGGACGUGACUCUGGCCACGAAAGUGAUUCAUCCAGACAUUAAGACUGUGUUCAAACUACUGUGUCGGUUGUUAGUCGUCGUGUUCACAAGUUAAAUGACUCGAGUGAAGAUAGAGUGAAUGAAACUAAGCAUGAAUACACUGACGACUCAACCUAGAGUUGUCGAGUGUUGUGUCAAGCGUAAGACGUGUUUUAAGGAUUGCAAUACAGCUGACUAAAUAAAGCCUUAGAACAGUAUUACGAACUUAAUAUUAAGAAACAUAUUUUUUAUUUAAUACAAUUAUUAGUGGAGGCUACAAUAAUUCGGUACAUGGAAUUGCAAGUAUUCAAUUCAAGUUAUAUUUUAUUAUAUGCAAUGUGUUACUGAAAUCAUUCCAUUGAACACUGUUAAUGUUGACAGGAUUGCCAUAAAAAUACAGAUCUUGUCUCAAAUUUCCCGAUGUUAAUGUACCUAUUUGUCGUAAGGAGAUGGGUCCUUUGAUGACCUUGAGCUCGAAACAGUCCUACAUAAUUUUAUAAAAGAUUCAAAACGUGAGCAAGAUUGGAAACUAUUGUCAAUUCUAAUUAUAAAGACCAAAUAUGAUUAAGACAUCUAUUAUUAUGUAUUUUGUUUCGCGUGUUCCUAUUAUAAAGACAUUUCCAUUGUCCACCAUGUUGCUGCUUUUUGUUACGAUUUAUCUUCUUUAAAGACUGUGGUCAAAUACUUUUAAUAAUUUAUCAUAUUAUUUAUUUUUAUUGUCUAUAAUUUUAUUACUUUUAUCACCAGAUGAGUCUCACUCUCUUCAGUGAGUUGUCUCAGAUUUAUUGUACAAAUUAAUUAAAUAGGGUUAAUGUUAUCGUAAGCGACUAUUUAUGAGAUUAUUUAGUGUUCUAAAUAUACUCUUACUGUAUUCUUGUGAUCUUUAAAUAAACAUUUAAGACUGCAUUUAACGAUCAAAGCACAGUAUUCUGUGGUUAAGUAUCAUAAAUAUAAUGCGGCAUUCACACAACAUUUUUCACUGGAAAACGCUGACCUCAUUAGAGAAGCAAAUUUAAAUGUAAUAGAGAUGUGACGUUUUGUGCAAAGUACUUAUUAGUUUGUAUUAUUUAUACGUACAUAUGUAAGUUAAUAAUAAUCUGUAAAUAUAGAUUUAGAUGUAAUAUUAAUCGAUGCGAAGUGCCUGCGUACGUGCAAAGCAGUCGAAUACAUUUGUAUCUUUAUUUUUAUACAUUUUUAAAUGACAUAAUGUCGAUAAACUAUUGUAACAGAAACCAAGUGUUUAUAAGUUUAGAAAAAAAUAUAUCAAUUAGAGCUUAUUUUCAAAUUUCAUAGUUUCAAACACGGACUUUUCAUAGAUAAAAAAUGCUUUAUAUUUUUUUCCGAAAAUCUUAAAGAAUAAAUCUAAAUGACUAUUUUCUGGGUUUCUAUAGGUAAAUAAUUAAUAUGUCGUAACGACAUACGUGUGUUCUUUUGUAUCAGAACAGAAGGAAUAAACUGAAACAAUAUAAGUUGUCAAUUGUGUUGAGAAAAUAAAACAAUAUGUACCUACUU
Molecule: messenger RNA, 5508 nt
Organism: Diatraea saccharalis (sugarcane borer)
Lineage: Eukaryota; Metazoa; Arthropoda; Insecta; Lepidoptera; Crambidae
Source: the annotation of a GenBank genome assembly